This is a messenger RNA of Staurois parvus, 297 nucleotides long. The record is from the annotation of a GenBank genome assembly. Lineage: Eukaryota; Metazoa; Chordata; Amphibia; Anura; Ranidae.
UCAUGUGACCAGCUGUGUCCAAUCACAGAUGAUAGCACUGAUCAUCAGGGCACUGAUGAUCAGUGUGCCCUGAUGAUCAGUAUAGCCCCAGCAGUGCCACCUGUCAGUGUCCAUCAAUGCCAGCUGUCAGUGCCCAUCAAUGCCACCUGCAAGUGCCCAUCAGUGCCACAUCAAUGCCCAUCUGAGCUUCCUUUCAGUGUCGCGCAGUCAGUGCCACUUAUCAGUGAUGCCUAUCAGUGCCACCCAGUGUCGCCUAUCAGUGCCAGUCAGUGCUGCCUAUCAGUGCCGCCUGUCAAU